This is a messenger RNA of Vicia villosa (hairy vetch), 2576 nucleotides long. RefSeq names its product protein phosphatase 2C 53-like. Gene Ontology annotation, biological process: protein dephosphorylation. Gene Ontology annotation, molecular function: cation binding; protein serine/threonine phosphatase activity. NCBI's taxonomy places the organism in Eukaryota, Viridiplantae, Streptophyta, Magnoliopsida, Fabales, Fabaceae. The transcript is spliced from 6 exons. The record is from RefSeq and is a predicted model, not a curated record. The coding region runs from base 535 to 2175 and encodes 546 amino acids.
UUCAUUAAAAAGUUUCUUUUUUUAUUAUUAUUUUUUUCUCUCUCUCUUUCUUCUUCUUCUUCUUCUUCCCCAAUUUCUCUCUGGCGAUUCCAACUCUCACCCACCCAGGAAAUUGAGAAUUUGUGAAUACAAGAAAGAAUCAAAUUAGAUAAAGUUUGUUUCUUUCAAGUUUCAGCUUUCAAGCAGUUUGUUUUUCACUAGAGUUUACACAGAUAGACAGAUGGGAAUAUAGUAGAAGUUUGAAAGGUGUAAGGUAGCUAUUUUUGGUCAAAUUUUAGAAAAAUGGAAGUUCGGAUGUGUUGUUGUUGGCAAGAUCUGAAUUUCGGGUUCGCUGCGUUUUAGCUAGUCCAUGCUUUGGAUGAUUGGGUUUGUUUUUUAUUAGAUAUGAAAAAUCAGCUUUUAGAAUUUACUUCCCGUGUUCUUGGAUUGUUUUCGAUUGGAAAAUCGAGUGGGAAAUCGAUGAAAAUAUGACUAGGUGUGUGAUAUUAGAAGGGUGGGAUUGUGACUUUUUGUAUUACUUAGACAAAGGUUGUGAUGGAAGAAAUGUCGGUUGCUGUGCCGUUAAGAGCAAGUAAUUCAGUUUGUGAUAAUUCAACCAUAGCUAACCAUAUGGAUGUUUCAAGACUUAAGUUGAUGGCAAAUGCAGAGUUGAUAUCGAAUGCUAUAACUACGAUAUCUGCUGACAGUUUUAUAGGUUCUGAGGAGGAUCGUAUUGGUGACAAUAUGGACAAUGAGGUUGGUGUUUCGGCAGUCGCAACACCUUUGCAUGGGAGAGAAAGGGAAAUUCUUGUGUUGAAUAUGAUAUCUCAAGGUAGCGAUGAACUUCUAGUUCCAGAAGUUGAUGAGGAUGAUUCGAUGUCAUUAGAAGGAGAUCCGAUUAUUUACAGCACUCUAUCAAUAGCCAGUGAGAAUAGUAGUGUUUGUGGAGAUGAGUUCUUCAGCUCGGAAGAUAACUCAGAUUUUAGGACAAGGAGUUCGAUGGACUCGAUGGACAUAGAUAAGAACAUCUCUUCUGUCGAAGUUGUUACUAGGGCUGCUGUUUUUGACAAUUCAAAUGCGGAGGAAGAUAUUAUUAGUGAACCCCUUGCUGUAGCAUCGAGCCUUGGAGACGAAACAGGAGUUAGAUCCGUCCCAGUGCCUACUACAGCUGUUCUUCAUCAACUACCUCUUGAAAAAGGGGUGAGUGGAACAGUCGGUCGGAGUGUUUUUGAAUUGGACUGUACCCCACUUUGGGGAUUUACAUCAGUGUGUGGAAAAAGACCUGAGAUGGAAGAUGCCGUUGCGGUUGUACCUCGGAUGUUGAAAAUUCCUAUUCAAAUGCUAAAUGGUAACAAGAGAUAUGAUGGAAUUAACAAGGAUUUUAAUCAGCAGACAGUUCAUUUCUUUGGAGUAUAUGAUGGCCACGGUGGCUUGCAGGUGGCAAAUUAUUGUCGUGAUCGUAUGCAUUUGGCUUUAGCUGAGGAAGUAGAAUUGUUCAAGGAAAGUCUAAUAAUUGGAAGUCCCAAGGAUGAUUGUCAAGACUUAUGGAAAAAAGCUUUCACUAAUUGUUUUUUGAAGGUUGAUAAUGAAGUUGGGGGGAAAGUUAAUUGUGAACCUGUUGCACCAGAAACUGUUGGUUCCACUGCUGUUGUAGCCAUUGUUUGUUCAUCCCAUAUUAUAGUUUCUAACUGUGGUGAUUCCAGAGCGGUUUUGUGCCGUGGAAAAGAACCCAUGGCUUUAUCUGUGGAUCAUAAACCAAAUCGAGAUGAUGAAUAUGCAAGAAUCGAGGCAGCUGGUGGCAAGGUGAUACAAUGGAAUGGUCAUCGUGUAUUUGGAGUUCUUGCAAUGUCAAGGUCUAUCGGUGAUAGAUAUUUGAAGCCAUGGAUUAUUCCUGAACCAGAAGUUACAUUCCUCCCUCGUGCAAAAGACGAUGAAUGUCUCAUUCUGGCCAGUGAUGGCUUGUGGGAUGUCAUGACGAAUGAAGAGGCAUGCGACUUAGCUCGAAGACGCAUACUUCUCUGGCAUAAGAAAAAUGGCUCAGAGCUGUCCUCAGUAAGGGGAGAGGGAAUCGAUCCUGCUGCACAGGCGGCUGCAGAAUACCUAUCAAACCGUGCUUCGCAAAAAGGAAGCAAAGAUAACAUCACUGUCAUCGUGGUAGAUUUGAAAGCUCAACGGAAAUUUAAGAGUAAAACAUGAUUGUUUAAUGAACUGCUCUUAGGUGUUUGAAUACAUAAAAAGCUGAAUUCAAUCCAAUAUAGUUUGGCUCAGUAAUUUUUCAUCUGGGCUCAUAGAUUGAGCACUCUGCACUAAAUGAUAGAUUCCCCUUUCUUUAGAACUCUCAAUUGAUUAAGAGUUUCAUUGUACACUGCUGCAUUGGGGCUAUGUAAAUCUUUGCUGCUUAUUGUAGAUAUAGGAUUAUGUGUCUUUCACAUGUGUCGGCGACUCAGUGUCAGCAUAUUGUAUUCGUUUUUAAGCCUCUUAGAGAACAAAGGCUCUGUGAGGUAUUUGCUUCAUAUAGUUUUUAUCUGUGCUGUUUAUAAAAAAGGUGGUAGCUAUUUGGCGUUGUUUUCAACUGUGAUUUUCAGUCACAAACUUAA